Eupeodes corollae is the source of this 1452-nucleotide messenger RNA. RefSeq names its product WD repeat-containing protein 18. Gene Ontology annotation, cellular component: nuclear pre-replicative complex. The coding region runs from base 138 to 1400 and encodes 420 amino acids. Gene Ontology annotation, molecular function: protein binding. Gene Ontology annotation, biological process: DNA-templated DNA replication; rRNA processing. The record is from RefSeq and is a predicted model, not a curated record. NCBI's taxonomy places the organism in Eukaryota, Metazoa, Arthropoda, Insecta, Diptera, Syrphidae. The transcript is spliced from 2 exons.
CGUGUUGAUGUUAGCCUCUAGCUUUUGCUAGAAAUAUAAAGUUCCUAACUAUCCCACUCCUUCCGCUAAAAUAAAAUAUAAUAUUUCUCUUUAAAAAAAACUUGAUUUCUAUAAAACUCUUUAAUAAAUAAAUCACAAUGAGUGAUACCCUCGAAGUUCUUUAUACAAGCGACCUAAGUGAGCAACAGUGGUCUUGUUGCGCUUGGGACUACAAGACUGCAACUAGUUUAAUGGUCUACAAAGGUGGCGGUGCUGUAAAUGCAAGGUGCUUUUGCUUCGUCGGAAACAGCCACAUUAUAAGCGCGAAUAGUGCUAAGCCAUUAUUUCAUGUCUGGCCCAUAAAUAGCCAGGAACAAAUAUCAUCGGUGCGAUUUGUGGCUCCCGGCAAAGCAAAUGCCUUAGCAAUAAGUCCGGACGGCAAUUAUCUUGUAGCGGGAAUCCAAGAGACGCUGUAUAUCUGGCAGAUCAGCUCGGGAAGAAUGUUGGCAAACCUCUCCAAACAUUACCAAGCCAUCACAUGUAUAAAAUUCACUGACGAUGGGUCACACUUUGUGUCUGCUGGUUUGGAUGGAGGUGUCUUGGUCUGGAACCUACCACAGGUCAUCUGUAAUGGAGAUCACAACCAGGAGCCUCUAUACUCCUUCAACGAUCACGGUCUUUCUGUUACCGAUGUUCACAUUGGAAGUGGUGGAAUCCGCGCCUAUCUAUAUUCUGUGUCCCUGGACAGAACUUGCAAGAUUUACGAUCUUAGUUCAGGAACUUUGCUGCUUAAUAUUGUAUUUACGGAGAGUCUGAGUUGCGUGGCAUCGAACAACCUCGAAACAUCAGUUCAUGUUGGAACAACAGAAGGUCAAAUCUAUGAAUUCUAUAUAAACUCCCUGCCCAGGACGAAGGAAUAUCAUAUGACAAAAGAGAACGUGAACAAAUACUUGGGACACAAGGGUACUGUAUCUUGUCUAGCACUCUCUGUUGAUGGUGAGACACUUGUUUCAGGAGGAGAGGAUGCUCAAGUGCAUUUAUGGCAUAUACCAAGCAAGCAGCUGAUCAGAACCCUCGCUCACAGGGGGCCCAUUUCGAAUGUGGUCCUUUCUCUGAGAAAACUUAGUGCCUUCGGACCCGAGAAUACAUUCCUGAAUAUGUUCACCAACAAUCUCAAGCGAAUGAUGGAUUCUGCUGACGCCGACGAGUCCCAUACAAUAGACGUACUCGUGGAAGAGAACGACGACGAUGAUGAAUUUGACAUCACCCAUCAAAUAACAAAUCGAUCAUUUGUAGCUGGUCCUGCUGCACUAGGAUCAAACACAGAAGAAGUAGAGACACUGAGACAGGAAAUUAAAAAACUAAAGAACAUUAACAGGAAAUUGUUUUCAAUUUCAACCAAAAAUAUACUCAAUAGUUAAACACAAAAAUACUGUUUUGUUAAAGUACACAUUUAAAUAACAAGAAAAAACG